This is a messenger RNA of Biomphalaria glabrata, 1147 nucleotides long. Its product is annotated as matrilysin-like. The record is from RefSeq and is a predicted model, not a curated record. Gene Ontology annotation, biological process: proteolysis. Bases 216 to 1040 code for a protein of 274 amino acids. The transcript has 7 exons. Lineage: Eukaryota; Metazoa; Mollusca; Gastropoda; Planorbidae. Gene Ontology annotation, molecular function: metalloendopeptidase activity; zinc ion binding. Gene Ontology annotation, cellular component: extracellular matrix.
AAUCUCCACCAUCAGUAAUAACAGCACUAAUAAUAUUUCUGUUAGUUACAAUCGUACGACACUAUUUUUGGAUUUUCAAAGUAAAUUGAUGAUGGAUGUUGCCUAUAAAAGUACAAAGAAAUGCAACCUAUCAUUAUUCUGUCUUUAUUCUAUUGGUUGCGAGCGUUGAACGAACCUAAAGUAUCACUUUUUGAAUAGUUGACUCACAGUAAAAGAUGAUUUUGUUUGCCGUGUAUAUGUUUCUGCUAAUUGGUGCAAGUUCUUCGAUGACGGCUGGAAGUAGUCCGGGUCUCAUGAGUGUCUUGUUGAGGUCUGUCUACACAAAUUCCAAGGAAACAAUCCAACUAUUUGGACACGUUAGAGGUAAAAGCACAAUGAAAUCAAGAGAGAUAACCCGACCAGAGAGUCGGAUAAAGAGCACGCCAGGAACACCGCGAUGUGGCAGACCUGAUAAGAAACUUCUACCGAGUCGGAACAAAGUCCUUGACAAGCAACAAGUAGCCAAUGCCCCUUAUGGCUAUUCAGUGUCAGGUCGACGCUGGAGAAAGCAGACAGUCACGUGGAAAGUGAGCGCCUGGUCGAAACAUUUGCCAGAGAAAGACCAAAUAUUGGCUCUGGAGAACGCAAUACAUUUAUGGGGGAAGCAUAUUCCCUUAAAAUUCCAGCAGACUUCAGGUGACGCCGACAUAGACAUUUCCUUUGCAAGCUCAAACCACGGAGAUAUAGCGCCCUUUGAUGGUCCAGGGAACAUAUUAGCCCACGCUUAUCCUCCAGGCAGAGGUGUAGGCGGCGACAUACAUUUGGACGAGGACGAGUCAUGGACAGUGGGCACCGGUGAAGGAUCAGACCUUCCAACAGUAGCACUUCACGAGUUUGGACACGCUUUGGGCCUCGAACAUUCUCUAGACCCCACAUCAGUGAUGGCGCCGCAGUACCAAUACAGAAAUAAUUUGUCACUGUCGGAUGAUGAUAUUGAAGGGCUACGGGUCGUGUACCGAGUUAGAAAUCAAAAGAAAGGUGUGCUGACUACUAGGUUGUGACAGUUGUAGGCUGAUGAUGUCGGAUUACUUAAGACAUGACAACUCAUCUCACUCCACAAGUUCUUUCAUAUGCCAGUUUUUUUUAUUAUAUUAAAAGUAUUUACCAA